This is a messenger RNA of Exophiala xenobiotica, 1375 nucleotides long. RefSeq lists its product as uncharacterized. The record is from RefSeq and is a predicted model, not a curated record. Bases 295 to 933 code for a protein of 212 amino acids. NCBI's taxonomy places the organism in Eukaryota, Fungi, Ascomycota, Eurotiomycetes, Chaetothyriales, Herpotrichiellaceae. The transcript has a single exon.
CAUACGCUUACCGAAUUGCGGAGACAUAGACCGAGUAUUCGACUUGCUGAUACCUUCCAUCCACAUUUGACCUGAAGGAUGCCAACGUCCGCCUCCGCAGACAAUCGUCAUCUUCGCGAGUGUUGCAGCCAGAUUUUCGUCAAUUCCGUUGUCGCAUUCGGGCCCAGAAAUGCCACGAUCGGGCCAUAGCACGGAGAUUUGCAUCCCCGGACUCUAGGAAUACGAUAUCUUUCGGUUGAUGCCAUUCGCAUAAUUCAAGAUGAUCCGAAGGACCAGGCUGUGCACAGUACUUGAAUGGACCAAGUUUACGGCUUUGCCAGCCUUACGAUUACUGCAUCCUCCAGCGAAGACAAAUGGGAAGGCUUGUUUUGUCCCAGGCAAGAACAAAAGAGUAUUCCGUCCUCUACCCUUCCUCACAGUGGGCACCAUGUACUUCUCACAACGGGCUGGACUUCUUCGCACAUCGUGGACAGAUCUCCACUUGCAAGGAGAGCAUGGACCUUGCAAGAAGAUAUACCCUCUAGACUGGCCGUCUAUGUUAGUCGGGAUCAGUUGUAUUGGAAUGAUCUAGAGCACUUUCCUGCCGAUGACGGUCUGACGUAUCCGCAACUGGGACCAGCUGGUUUUCUUUCCGCAGAAGGUUCGCCGGUCCAGACUUGGUCCUGGCUGCUCAACCGUUGGCGAAGGGUUGUCGACAAUUAUGCUCCACGGAAUCUUUUCGCCGCAAGCCAUAUAUUUAUCGGCAUUGGCCGGCCUAGCAGGUCAAUUUCAGAAACGCACGAGUGCUACCUACCUGGCGGGACUGUAGCUGGAGGAACUGCCUCUCGCUCUCUGGUGAACGACAAGGGCGACCGACAUAGCCAAGAGGGUCCAACGACGCUGUCCAGGAUGGCCCUGGUCAUGGGCUUCCCUCACUGGAGCACUCCAGUAUGACGGGUACGUGACCUCGUGACCUUCUCCUCUGCUGAAAGUCCUCUGGAGCAGCUGGAAGUUCUGCGGUGCGAAAUCGCGCUCAGAGAGGCGGCGAACCCGUUUGGUGAGGUUACAAGUGCAGUUUUGCGUGUCCGCGCAAAAACGCGGCGACUACGUCGUGCUCUUGUCAGACGGCGAGCACGCCGGUCGGGAAGAAUUGUGUUAGGCUAUGCUCUGCACCACCGCCCCAAGUGAUCUUCAACGACGAGACGGUGCCAGACGUGCCGCUUCCAGAGGAAUACUGUGUCUUCUACUGGAUCGGCCCGGAACUGCGCAAGGUGACUAUCAGUGUGUGUUCAUUGCCAUCGAAGAGGUGCAUUGUGGGUACAGUAGAAUUAGUGCAGGUUAUAUCGAUGGCCCUUCAUGGUUUGCCUCGACUGAUCCUGUGGAUCUGAUAUUGGUA